Molecule: messenger RNA, 3038 nt
Organism: Branchiostoma belcheri (Belcher's lancelet)
Lineage: Eukaryota; Metazoa; Chordata; Leptocardii; Amphioxiformes; Branchiostomatidae
Product: dixin-like
Exons: 4
Coding region: 438-2291 (617 amino acids)
Biological process (GO): canonical Wnt signaling pathway
Cellular component (GO): cytosol
Molecular function (GO): protein binding
Source: RefSeq, a predicted model, not a curated record
AGAAGCUACAUAUUUGCACCCACACCAAAAUUCAAAAGGAAGGAGUGACUGCCAUCAAGUGUCAGUUGUUUUGAUGUUUGCUCUUUCUCCAGCUGGAUAAAUUGCCGUCUUAAGGACUCUUAUCACCUCUAAUUAACUGCCGGACACGCAAGGAAAAACCCGGGUCUACAAAGGUUUGGCGAGGACCCCCAAAAAUGUCGCUGUUUUUGCUCAAGGCAAGCGUGUCAAGUUGUCAGGAGCAACGGAUCUUACGUCCGACAUGUUCUCGGCAAAUUCCUGAUUUGCAACCCUGAAGCUUCUCGUGGUUUCAAGUUUGUUUUCAAGACAGCGGACAGAGGACGCCCAAUGUCUGCUGCUUCUGUCACACACAAGGAGCCCGGCAUGUACUGGUGAAAGAAGUCUCACAGAGAGAAGCUCAGCCUCAGUCAGCGGUCAUCAUGGCAGAAGGACCUGUUCCCCAGCGGGGCUCGAGCCAGGCCGAGUCGCAGUCCUGGGCAGAGUGGACAGAACAGCUGCAGGCGUACGUGGCCUGGGUCAACUCGCAGUUGAAGAAGCGCGCCGGGUGUCGUAUCGUGUCGGACCUGCGGAGAGACAUGCAGGACGGAGUGGCGUUCGCUCAACUGGUGGAGAUCCUGUCAGGUGAAACCCUCCCCCAUGUGGACUACUCCCCCAACAGCCUGGGCACCAUGAAACAGAACGUGGAGAUCGUGCUCCAGUUCAUGCAGACCCACCGCAUCCGCAUGCACCAGACCUCCGCUAAGGACAUCGUGGAGGGGAACCUGAAGGCCGUGAUGAGACUCAUCCUGGCGUUGGCCGCGUACUUCAAACCCAGCAGCGUGAAAUCCUCGUCCUCCUCGGCGCAGCAGUACUCCCGCUCGCAGCACAGGAACACGUCGGUGGCGGCGGCUGCCGGGGCUGCGGCGGCGUUGGCAGAUGCGAGAAAGGACGCGGCGAGCGCAGGCAGGCAGUACCACGGCAGGAGGGAGGGGCGUUACCAUGGUGAUGUGGGACAUCGCAGGUCGCCUGCCUCCACUCCGGACAGACAGCCGCCCAGGUAUGAAGACUUGGUCAGAUCCCCUCCUGCAAGCAUGUCCCCUCAAUCAAGGCCCCCUACCCAAGAGCCUGAUGUGCUUCCCCGGCGGGACUCAUCAGACACUGCCCAGGGACUGAGCUCCGGAGACGAGGGUAGCAGAGCCUCCUGGCAGGACUUACUGGAACAGCACCUUGACUUAGAGAGCCAGAUGGAGGAGGCAAAAGACACUGUUGUCAAACUGCAGCAGUUACUUCUCCAAGGGGAGGAGGAGGGGGAGGGGGUAAGGCCCCUGUUGGAGGGGGUGAACCCCGAGGAACAGGUGGUGCUCCUACAGAGCAGACUAGAUCAGAGAGAAGUGGAGUGUGAUCACCUGAGAAAGGAUCUCUCCCGCGCAAAACAGGAGAACAUAAACUUGCACGGGACGAAAGUGGGGCUCCAGUCACGCCUCACGGAACAGGACAACUCACUUCUGGAGAUGAAGAACGAGCUGUUGCGGCUGGGUUUCGUCAUGGAGCAGUUCGAGGCCGACAAGGCGGAGUUGCAGCGGAAGGUCGACGAAAAGAAUAAGAUGUUGACAGACCUGCGGAGGCAGCUGACAGAAAAGGACAGGCAGUUGGACGAACAGCAAGCCAAACUGGAGGAGGCGGAACGUAAACUAACCCAGGCAAACUCGAGUAAAGUAAAGGAUAAUGUCUCCAGUCCUGUGUACAAUGGUGUGCCAGCCCUACCCCCUGGGGAGGAGCUACAGGUGGUACGGGAGGCAUUACGAGGUUUACGCUCGUGUUUCCAAGUCAACAACCCGCAACAUCACACCAUAGACACACUGGAGCAGAGCAUAGCGACACUCAUGGAGAGACUACGCUUCCUGGAGUCCCAGAGACUCAUCGCCAGCCAGAAGGAGAGCCUGGCAAACCGGAUGAAACCGGCUUCACCCAAACCGCAGGACACGGCACUGUCGCCAACGUCACGACAGCGUAGCAAUGGCGUGGAGAGUAACGGUACCGCGCAGGGGACCAAGAUUUUGUACUUCACAGAAAAGACAGUCACUCCCUUCAUGACUUCGAUAAGUAAAAAGCUAGGAGACAUCACCCUCAGAGACUUCAAGGAAGUGUUUGACAGACAAGGGAGCUUCAGGUUCCACUUCAAGGCACUGGACCCUGAGUUUGGGACAGUGAAGGAAGAAGUGUGCCAGGAUGAGGACAUCAUCCCUGGAUGGGAGGGUAAAAUUGUAGCCUGGAUAGAGGAGGUGAGGCCAUGAUACAGAGGGAGUAAGUGCAGUGAAUGGAGCAGCUUCUCUUCUUAACAAAGUGAAAAACAUUUUUUGACAAUAUAUAAAACAUUGUUGUAUUCUCAAAUGGACAUUGAAGACUCUAGAAGUUUGUAUCCAAGAAAUUGAUGUCAGUUGCUAUAACAUUUUUCAGGUUUUUAUAUUUGUAAAGUUGAAGACAUGUUUUUACUUUGUAUAUUUAGCAUGAUUUGUGAUGUAAAUAUUUCUUAUAAUUAAUGAUUAGAUAAAGAUUAUGACUAAGGAAGCUGUGUUGUUUUCAGUCUUUCACGUAAUCAUGUCUAGCCACGGUGCUGUCAGUAAUGGCAAACAAUAACUCGUUACAUGGAGUUACUAGUAUUAAGGAUCAUAAUGCAAUUUUUGCAUCCCAAAAUUAUAUCCCAAAUUCAUGACAUGUGUAUGUCAGCUCUGAAAGAGUAAGUUUGUAUACAACAAUUCAAGAGUGCCAAAUUGUUCUUUUGCAAUGUUUUGUUCCUUUUAUUACCUCUUUGUAACAGGCUACUGACUUUGAAGUUAUUAUAUAGCCAAGUCUCAUGGAUGUAUUAUAAGUGUUUGGCUGAAUGGUAAACAUGUCAACUUAAGAGAGCCCCCUAUCAGUUUGUUUCAAAAAUACAGUUAACGUUAGCCAUGAGGUGGCAAAGACACUGACAUAACAAUCACGUUUGUCAUAAAAAUCCUGAAAACUGAACUCCAAUGUAUUUACAUUCACUGUUUACCCCA